AUGUCGGACCGGUGGCGGACGCGCUGCGGCCUGGCGCUGGCCGCCUCCUGGUUCAGCAUUCUCACCGUGCAGUCCGAGUGCGACAACGUCGACUUCGAGACGCUGGUGAAGAACAAGCUGCUGAACCCCGAGGAGGAGCAGACCGGCUGGGACAGGCUGGCCGCUAUGUACACGCUCGACGAGAUGGGCGGCCUGACGCCGGAGCUGGAGCUGGUCGCCAGCAUCGGCACCACCGGGUUGCUGGCCGGCGGCGCCAUGGGAGCUGUGCUGAACGGCCGGCUCGCCGUCGCCAAGUUCAUCGACCGCAACCAGGCCACCGCGUUUGAGACGCAGCUGUCGGCCAAGAGGGCGCUCCAGGACCGGAUCAUGAUCGCCAUGUCCCGCGGCUUCUUCAUGUUCGGCUGGCGGACGGCGCUCUUCACGUCUUCGUUCGGCUUGGUGUCCACCAGCCUGAUGGUGUACACCAACGAGAUUUCGGCGCUGCACUACGUUGCUGCGGGCUUCACGUCCGGCGCCCUCUACAAGGUCACCAUGGGCCUGCGCGGCAUGGCCGCCGGCGCCGUAGCAGGUUCUCUUCUGGGUCUGCUGGGCGGUGGAGUGAUCUCCCUGCUCUGUUACGUGACCGAUACCACCCUGCCGAAACUGCGCUACCAGCAGUACGUUUGGAAGCACCAGCAGGAUCUUCGCAUGCAGGCCCGGGCCGAACGGAAGCGAGAGAAGAGGCGACUCGCCGCCGAAAAGAAAGCCGAGCAUGCCAAAGAGGACAUCGUGAACACGCAGCUGGAUGGCGCGGGCGCGCUGCGUGGCUCGGUGCAGGCGGCGGACGCUGUCGCCGCCGAGGGCCCGGCCGCGGUGACGGCCGGCGCGAGCCGGACAGAGGCUCCUGCGGGUCAGGAGCGUUGCUCCGGCGCGCUCGACGGCCCGAGCUCGGCGAGCUCGGCGAGCUCGGCGGGUGUUGGGGAGGCACCGGCGCCGGCUGCUUCGCCGACUUAG
Molecule: messenger RNA, 993 nt
Organism: Pollicipes pollicipes
Lineage: Eukaryota; Metazoa; Arthropoda; Thecostraca; Pollicipedomorpha; Pollicipedidae
Product: RPII140-upstream gene protein
Exons: 6
Coding region: 1-993 (330 amino acids)
Biological process (GO): mitochondrial respiratory chain complex I assembly
Cellular component (GO): mitochondrion
Source: RefSeq, a predicted model, not a curated record